Molecule: messenger RNA, 1017 nt
Organism: Strongyloides ratti
Lineage: Eukaryota; Metazoa; Nematoda; Chromadorea; Rhabditida; Strongyloididae
Product: Asator
Exons: 3
Coding region: 1-1017 (338 amino acids)
Biological process (GO): signal transduction; peptidyl-serine phosphorylation
Cellular component (GO): nucleus; cytoplasm
Molecular function (GO): protein serine/threonine kinase activity; ATP binding
Source: RefSeq, a predicted model, not a curated record
AUGUCUGUUUCAAAAAAUAACAAAAUUUUUUUUAAAAUUGGUGAUAUUUUUAAUAAUAAAUAUCAUAUAAUUAAAUCUCUUUGUCAGGGAGAAUUUAAAAAUAUUUAUAAAUGUCUUAAUAUUGAAUCAAAAGUUUAUGUAGCAGUAAAAAUUAAUGAUAACAUUGAUGUUGAUUACAUAAUGUUAAAAAAUGAAAUAAAAGUUCUUCAAUGUUUAAAAAAUAAAAAUAAUAUAGUACAAUUAAUUUGUUUUGAGAAAAAAGAAGAAUAUACAUAUAUGGUAAUGACAUUACUUGGAGAUAGUCUUGUAAGUUUAAAAUAUAAAUGUGGUACUUUUACACCAUCUACUCUUGCAAGAAUUGGUGCACAAAUACUUUUUGGAUUGAAAAAUUUGCAUGAAGCUGGAUAUGUUCAUAGAGAUAUUAAACCUGGAAACAUUGCUAUUGGAAGGAAUAAUGUAAUGCAAAAAAUUGUUCAUAUUUUAAAUUUUGGAUUAUGUAGAAAGUUUCAAAAUAAUAAACCAGAAACAAAUGAAUGUUUAAUUUCAAGAAAAGUAACUUCUUUUUAUGGAACACUAAGAUAUUGUAGUCUUGAUGCUCAAGAUCAAAAAGAACAAGGACCAAAAGAUGACUUGAUAUCGCUUGGAUAUAUUCUUGCUGAUCUUAUUGAAUUUCUUCCAUGGCACGAAAUAACAGAUAAACUUGAAAUAAGUUUAUUCAAAGAACAAAUAACGAGCAAAGAACUUUUUCCUAAAUAUACAUCAUUGGUUGAUUAUUUAGAAUAUGUUAAAAAUCUUAGUUGUCAAGAAAUACCAAAUUAUGAAAAGAUGUUCCAUUUUUUUAAUAAAAUUAUUCAAGAAAAUAAUGCUAAAUUUUCUGAUCCAUAUGAUUGGGAGAUACUUUUUGGUGAGGAAUCAGAACCUAAAAAAAUUGAAGUUGAUGAUGUUGAUCCUAUUUAUAUAUAUAAGAAAACUCAAUUAGAUGAAAUUUAUUGUGCCGAAAAUUAUCAAAAUAUUUAA